GGGACCGAGGAUCCCAGUGAACUAUGGCGACCACAGCAAACCCAUCUACUCGCUCUCUCGAUCUCUCUUUUUGCCUUGCAUUGCAGAGCAAUUUCAUCGCAUGAGACUGAUUGAUUGAAGUUGAAUGCUGUGAUUGCGGCACCAGGGACCAUGACGCAGGGGCUGCUGAAGAAUCGCUACUGGGUACUCCGGCAUGGUCGCAGCGUUCCAAACGAAGCUGGCCUCAUCGUCUCGCAUUUGAGUAAUGGAGUUUUGCCGAAUUAUGGGCUCGCUCCCUCGGGAUUCUUACAAGCAGAAGCAGCGGGGGCAUUGUUCCUGAAGGAACUGGAGAUGGCUGGGAUUCCACUCGACCAGGUUCGAAUUUUUGCAUCACCCUUCAGUAGAACAUUAGAGACCGCAAAGGUCGUGGCUGAUUCAAUGGGUGUUCUCAUGAACGCAAAACCUACAAUAAAGUUCCUUGAAGAAUUACGGGAGCGGUACUUUGGUCCUCCUCUGGAGCUUCAGAGCCACGAACAUUAUCCCGAGAUAUGGGCUAUUGAUGCUAUCGACCCACUGGUCGGACCCGAUGGAGGGGAAAGCGUAGCUGAUGUUGCAAUUCGAGUUUCUGAAGCUAUCAUGCAGAUGGAAUCCGAAGUGCAAGGGUGUGGGGUUUUGGUGGUUAGUCAUGGUGACACGCUUCAGAUCUUGCAAACUGUCACGUAUGCCGCUUUAGCUACAAUGUCUAGUGCAGGGGAUGGAACCCUAGCUUCUCUUUUUGCUGAUGCCAUUACCAGACCGGUUCUGUCACGACACCGUGAAUAUUCUCUGCUUACAGGAGAGCUUCGUCGACUAGCUGAACCUGUCAAAGACAUCUGACUGCGUCUACACUGUUCUGUGGGUGACAGGAAGUCCUACACAUGUUACGGUAUUCUUGUGUCUUCGGUCUAUCGGCAGGUUAAAACUUUGGUAUAUCAACAAUUAGAACUUUAAAUUGUUGAAAUCCACCAUGUGAGCAGGAUGUAGCUUUUGUACUUCAUAUUCGAGGAUGGUUAAAUCGUGUCAUUCAUAUUACACGAGAAUAAUUCAAUCAUAGUUCAGGAUCGCUUACCCUUGGAACACCUUUGAGAAUCAUGGUGCCGCGUUGAGUUAUCAAGGGUGAGCAUGAGGUCUUAGUACAGUGGGUCACGGUCAUGUGCCUUAUAACAAGGGAUGCGAUGGAGCAUACGUUGACUGUAUACACCGCUAUAACUUGUAGUGUUUCUUCCGCUCUUAAUCUCCAAACGCAACUUCAUAUCAAUUGCAAUAGAUUCGUGCAACCAAAUUUCUCUUUCA
Messenger RNA from Physcomitrium patens, 1311 nucleotides. RefSeq lists its product as uncharacterized. Lineage: Eukaryota; Viridiplantae; Streptophyta; Bryopsida; Funariales; Funariaceae. The record is from RefSeq and is a predicted model, not a curated record.